Messenger RNA from Anopheles funestus (African malaria mosquito), 868 nucleotides. Its product is annotated as NPC intracellular cholesterol transporter 2-like. NCBI's taxonomy places the organism in Eukaryota, Metazoa, Arthropoda, Insecta, Diptera, Culicidae. The transcript has a single exon. The record is from RefSeq and is a predicted model, not a curated record. Bases 197 to 733 code for a protein of 178 amino acids.
AAGAGAACCAAGAAGCAUGAUUGUCACAUUGGAUACGAUACAGGUCGAAGAUAGUAUGAUUGUGUUACUGGUAUAAAAGCCAGAGAGUUUAAUUGCAGCACUUUCAUAAGCAUCGCGAUCUUUAGUUAAGGUUGUUAAAUCAAUAUAAAUACCUUGCUUAGUUAGUUGCCAUAAUCGCUUUGCGAGUGAUAUAAAGAUGAUCAGAGCUUUGAACCUUCUGACAUUAGCUAUCCUUGCUUGUGUCAAUCUUACCUACGGUAUUGAGUUUCGUCCCUGCUCUGAUGGUAAACCACAACCAGCAAUUGUACAUAUUGAAGGAUGUCCUCAGAUGCCAUGUGAUAUUGUACGAGGCAGCAACUCUACCAUGACGAUGGUUUAUUUGUCACGUAAGUUGAUGGUAUAUGGAAUCUUAUCAGUAUGGAUUGUUUUACUAAUUAUUUUGAAUAAUUCUUCAGCGUUUGAUGCCGAAAGUCUUAGACAUGAAGUAUUUAUGACUGUUUUGGGUAUUACCGCACAAAUGCCAACUGUUCCGGGACAAGAAAUUGGAUGUGACUGGUUAACUGGAAGUUCCUGCCCGAUACACCAGGGAGAUCUGGUUAUAAGUACUCAUGUGUCGGUUUUUCCACCAGUAAUAUAUCCAUUACUUCCAUAUGUCAUUGAGUUUAGCAUUUUAGAUGAACAAAAUCGCGUAAUGGUGUGUUUUGAAUAUGAUAUCCAAAUUAUUGCAGCUUAAGGAGCUUAAUGUAAUUUGUACAAAACAUCAAGUUUGUUAAGUCGAAAACAUACUUAUAAAAUAAUAUUAUACAAUGCAUUAUAAUAACAUAACUGUUCAUACAUAAUUUCGUUGAAUUCUGAUUUGUUGUUAUUU